Paecilomyces variotii is the source of this 714-nucleotide messenger RNA. RefSeq names its product putative DNA repair and transcription factor Ada. Gene Ontology annotation, molecular function: sequence-specific DNA binding; methyltransferase activity; DNA-binding transcription factor activity. The coding region runs from base 1 to 714 and encodes 237 amino acids. The record is from RefSeq and is a predicted model, not a curated record. The transcript has a single exon. Lineage: Eukaryota; Fungi; Ascomycota; Eurotiomycetes; Eurotiales; Thermoascaceae. Gene Ontology annotation, biological process: regulation of DNA-templated transcription; DNA repair.
AUGGAACCAUCUCCACCACUACCGCUCUUGCCUCCACAACCGACGUCCAUGGCGGCGGCUUCCGCAGCAUCACGCUGGAAGGCGGUAGCCGCGCGAGAUGCGUCCAACAACACCUUUGUCUACGCCGUCCGCUCGACACGCAUCUACUGUCGCCCAUCAUGCCCGGCGCGCCUCGCGCGGCGGGCAAACGUCGAAUUUUUCGACACGCCCGCACAGGCCGAGUCGGCCGGGUACCGGGCAUGCAAGCGUUGUCAGUUUGACGUCGACGUGAAAGAUGAUCCACGGAGUCGACUGGUCCAGCAGGCACGUGACACCAUUGCUGCAGCUGUCCUUUCAUCAUCGCCAUCGGGCCGUCGAAGACCUAGACUGCAGGAGCUCGCAGCCGAGGCGAAUUUGACGCCGAGUCACUUUCAUCGUGUGUUCAAGAAGAUCGCCGGGGUGACGCCACUCCAGUAUGCACGGGCCGUGCGAGAUACAGCGAGAGCUAGCAAAGAGGCGGAUAAUGUGGACAUUACGGGAGAGAGUGAUGCCUUGUUUCUGCAAGAUGCGGACGGUUUAAAUCACUGGGUCGAUCUUUGCCAGGCACAGCUAGACGAUACGAUCAUACCGGACAACGAUUUCACCAUGGACGAUCUUAUUGACUGGAAUCACUUCGAUGACAUGAUAAUAGCUGUAAAGGAAUCUGGUGCUCUGGGUCUGGAGUUGGGCACAUGA